AUGAAGACCAUGAAGUCUCGUCGCUCCGGCGGCACAAGUGGCGGGGGCAUCCGCAAGCGGGGUCCGACGCGCACCGACCGAGACGGUGACAUGGAUAUGGAUCGACCUGGUGUACGGGGAGGAAAGCGUGGUCGAGGCGAUACCGGACGAUCAAGUGCAUCUGGCCGACCCCAGGCGCGUGAGAGGAACCUGGAUCUGCUUCAGAAAGCAGUCUCCGGCGGCAAGGACUCCCAGGCCAAUAUUCGGCAAGGCAAAGGCUCCGGCGGAAGCAACCUUGAACAGUUCAGUGUUCGCAACUGGAAGGACAGCAAGGCGGCAUCCAACCGCGACGGCGGCGUCGAAAGCCUUACCGCAUUUCUCGAGAGACGACUGAACGCAUCCACCAAAUCGGGUCCACGCGCCAAAAUUACCAAGUCGCGAGUCGAAGGCGACACACUUGUGGUAUUCGUCAAGCCAGAACUGGCGGAACGGAUGAUUCGACUUAAUGACAAUCUGUUUGCAGGUGUCCAUAUCACCAUCGAACCUUACGAUGGAACUUCUGCCCUUGAUCGCGACCUGGCUACCAGCAAUGGCACUUCGGCCGCAACUGCAGAUACGAAAUCUAAGAUGACGGCUAUUCUCGGCAAACGCUACUACCCGGAUACCAAACUCCUCGACCUUUCGAAGCUCGUGACCGAUGAGGGUCUGCAGGCCAUGGGAAUUUUCAACAGCACUUCUACGGAGUCCAAGUUCUUCCCGGCAUUGAUGAAAGUCUGGGAGAUGCAGUUCACCAGCUCCACCCAGCGACGUGAGGCGGUGGAGAGUGUCAGUCUGGCAGACAACCAACUUGCCAAUAUCACAGUCGUCACAACCCUGGCUCAGACCGUCCCCGAUCUGAAAAACCUUGAUCUCACGAACAACAACUUCAAGGACCCGUCUUCAAUGAGUGGGUGGCGGUGGAAGUUCCGGAACCUGGAGUUUCUGGAUCUGAGUGGGAACCCCAUCAGCGCCGUCCCGACUUUCAAGGACACCAUGUUGAAGUGGUAUCCGAAGCUACGCAUUUUGAAUAAUGUCGAGGUUCGAACUGCAGAGGAAAUUGCGGCUCAGAAGAAGACCCCCAUUCCUGUCCAAGCACCAUACUUCCAUGAUGAGUCUCAGAUCGCCGAGAACUUCAUUCGCGCCUUUUUCGUCAGCUACGAUAACAACCGCGCUGAACUCAUCAAGGGCGUUUACGACAAUGAGUCCACCUUCUCCAUGAACGUCAACACCCAGGCUCCCAAAGCCCAGCAAAUCGAAACCGCAGGCUGGGAUGCUUACAUCAAGAGGAGCCGGAACCUUCUCAAAAUCAGCCAUCUCCCUGCACGCAUGUCGCGUAUCUACACUGGUGCUGAAAAGAUCCUUGAAUUGUGGAACGAUCUCCCUCAAACCCGCCAUCCCGACAUGGCCACCCAAGCAGACGACUAUCUCAUUGAAUGCCACCAAAUGCCGGGACUUCCUGACCCAACCGGCCAGAGCCCCACUGGAGUGGGCGGUCUCAUAAUCAUGGUGCAUGGAAAGUUUGAGGAGAGUGUUGGAGGCAAAGUGGAAACGCGCAGUUUCGACAGAACCUUCAUCAUCGGUCCCGGAGGUGGCAUCGGUGGUAUCCGAGUUGUCAGCGAUAUCCUGUGUCUCCGGGCAUACGGCGGUAAUGAGGCGUGGAGCCCAGAGAGUCAGGCUAUUCCUCAGGCUAUCCAUCCGGCAGCUGCUCCUCCCGCCGCCGCCGCCGCCGCCGCUGCUCCAGCUCCCGUCUCUACUCCCCCCGUGGCUCAACUCGGCCUUCCUGCGGGUUACGGUUCCCCCGCCCCUGGCAAAACCGAUACUCAAGUCCAGCAAGAACAGCUAGUUGCCCAUAUGAGCGCCAAGUCUGGCAUGACCCUACAGUUCUCGGAAAUGGCCCUUUCGGGCAAUGGCUGGAACCCUGAGGCCGCGUGGAAGAACUUCGAAGAAUUGAAGGCACAGGGCACCCUUCCCGCCGACGCUUUUCUCCCUACGGCAUGA
Molecule: messenger RNA, 2016 nt
Organism: Penicillium cinerascens
Lineage: Eukaryota; Fungi; Ascomycota; Eurotiomycetes; Eurotiales; Aspergillaceae
Exons: 3
Coding region: 1-2016 (671 amino acids)
Biological process (GO): poly(A)+ mRNA export from nucleus
Cellular component (GO): nucleus
Molecular function (GO): RNA binding; protein binding
Source: RefSeq, a predicted model, not a curated record